Molecule: messenger RNA, 2109 nt
Organism: Thelazia callipaeda (thelaziosis nematode)
Lineage: Eukaryota; Metazoa; Nematoda; Chromadorea; Rhabditida; Thelaziidae
Source: the annotation of a GenBank genome assembly
AUGACGUUUUACACGGUUGGUGAUGAGACUCCAACGUUAUCUAGUAGGGAUGACAUUGAAGAAGUUAUGCGGGAUUGGGAAGAAAGGCAGUAUACUUUAAGAUAUUCCACAUACUUGACUACUUCUAUCUUUAUCACAACAUUCAAUGUCAAUGGUCGUUUGCCGGCGCUAGACACUAUUCCCAAUUGGUUAACUCGUGAUGGGAUAUCUGAUCCAGAUUUUUACGUUGUUGGAUUGCAAGAAAUGGAUCUUUCACCGCAAGCUUUUCUAAUGAAUACUUCUACACGUCAUUCGGAUUGGCAUAGUGUUGUUUGCAAUUCCCUCCCUUCCGCCGGUUACUCGCUUGUCCAAGAAGUACGUUUAGUUGGAAUACUGUUGAUGAUUUAUCGUCGCAUUGAUUGUGAAGUUCGUGUUGAGAACUCAGCAGUUGAUGUAGGAAGUGUACCAACUGGAUUCCCGUUUUUAGGACGAAUGGGAAAUAAAGGUGGUGUCGCGAUAAGCUUACAAAUAAAUGAUAGCUAUAUUUGCUUUGUGAAUUCUCAUUUUGCUGCUGGGCAAGAAGAAUUAGAAAAACGAAAUCAGGAUUACAGGGAAAUAUCACAAAUUCGUUUUCCAAAAAGCAAUAAAAGCUUGUUUGAUCAUGAUGUCAUAUUCUGGUUCGGGGACAUGAAUUUCCGUUUGGAAAAUAAUAGUAGUUUCUCGAAUGAAGAUUUUCGACGCCUUUGUGCAGAUGAGGACGCAUUUAGAGACAUGAUAGUAUUCGAUCAGCUAAAGAAGCAGCAGAAACUAAAUCAUAUAUUUGUUGACUUUAAAGAACCAGAUAUAAAUUUUCGGCCUACAUAUAAAUAUGAUCCUGGAACUACGAGAUGGGAUACCAGUGAAAAAUGUCGUUGCCCAGCUUGGUGUGAUCGUAUUUUAUGGUGGAAUCGUAAUGGGGUAGACAUCCGACAGCAGUUUUACGAAAGUGUAGAAUCAGUAGUUUUUUCGGAUCAUAAACCGGUGCGAUCUGGGUUUCACGUUAAAGUCAGAAAUAUCGACCAGAUGAAACGUAUUGCUUGUUUUGAGGAAGCUAUACGAGAGGCGGAUCGACGUGCCAAUGAAGCACUUCCACAGAUUGAAUUGUCGCAAAAUGAAGUUAAUUUUGGUAAGGUCUACUUCUUCCAGAGUGCAUUAAGAAUAAUAACUAUCAAAAAUACGGGCAAAAGUAAUAUAUCAUUUUCGUUUGGUGCGCGACCAAAUCGUGUAAUAUCUUCUGAUUCAUGGCUAUCUGUGACACCACCAAAUUCAAGGCUACAACCUGGUGCCUCCUGUGUUAUUAGUUUACAGAUUUUGGUCGAUAAAUCGGCAGCAUGGGUAAUAAAAGAAGAUGGAAAGCUGUCAGAAAUACUUGUAUUGCGAUUACAUCGUGGUAGGCAUUAUUUUGUCACUAUAUCAGCUGAAUACCAACACAGUGUUUUUGGUUCAUCAUUCAUCCACAGAAUUCGUGAAGAACAAAGUAAAUCUGCAGUUCAACUCGUCGAUUUGACUUUCAGUCCAGCAUCAUCUUCUUCAGCUGUCUUGGUUGGUGUACCACAUGCUGUCUUUCGUAUUUGUGAAACCCUUAAACAGCAUGGCUUAAAAAAAAUUCAGUUUGAUGAUGUAUCCGCACAUAGCGAAUUUAUAGCGUUAAGAAAUGCUUUGGAUACAGGAGUGCCGAUUAACCUUUUAGAUGCUUGCAAAUCAGUAUUCAGCAUGUACGACGUACUGCUUACUCUUAUUACUUCUUUCAAAGAAUCAAUUAUACCUUUGAACUUACAAUUGGAAUGUAUGAAAGCAGCAGGCAACAUCGGGACUUCUUGGUCAUGUGUUGAGAAGUUUCCUAUCGAAAAUCGUAACAUGUUUAUUUAUUUUGUUGGCUUUGUGACCGAAUUGAUGGAGCAAAAUAAUGCUGCAGAAGCUCAAAUGCAACUUUUGGCAGAUAUUUUAUUCAAACAACCGCCUGGAGAAGAUGGUUACUUGAAGCGUUUGAAAUUCUUAGAAACAAUUGUGUCACACACUCGCAAAGAUAAUCAAAAUACUUUUACAUCCUCUUCAAAUUGCCAGCAUGUUGGUGAUCUCAUUGUUUUAUAG